AUGCAAGUCUUGGACGGAGCGGCCCAACUACGUGACUGGGACAGCAUUCUUCAGACUGAUGGGUCCUUCGAAGGUUCAUUUGAUCAGGCAGUAGACUCGGAUCAUGUGGCGUGGGUCGCAGACAGCAUGCUACACAUUCGGCCUACUUGGAUUGAUGAGACUCCAGGUGACAGCCAGGCUGUGCCGCACGUACAGACCGCCAAAUUGCGCUCCAAGGCCUCAGUGACAUUUGGCAAAGCCCGUGUCACGGCCAAGUUUCCUAAAGGUGAUUGGCUUUGGUCGACGAUAUCUUUAGAGCCUGCAGAGGAUUCGUACGGAAGUUUUCCAGGCUCCGGUCGCAUAGAUCUUGCACAAAUUCGUGGCAACGGCCGAGGAUUUUUGUCAGGAGGAAUCGACAAAGCUGAUCACUUGAUUCACUAUGGUGCUGCUGGCAUCUUGGCGAGCGAUUGUGCGUAUAAAGACAGGAACGUGGCUUCUCUUGGAGUGACAGACUUUGGCGCCGGCUUCCACACCUUUGGUGAUUUGGCUCGAUUAUCCUUCCAACACCAUGCUUCACUCGGCGUUCCCCGAGGCUUCUGGCGCAAGACUGGCUUUUCGUUAUACUUGGGUGGUGACCCCAGGCUCACCUACUCUGACCCUUGGACCAACGGCACACGCGCAGCGCCCUUUGAUGUUGCUUUCCAUCUCGUCAUUCGUGUUAAUGCUGGCAGUGUCGGGGGAAUCUUUGCUGACGUCGACGAGAAACCCUGGUACGAUGCUGCCGGUAGAGAAGCCGCCAUGCAUAACUUCAACCUACGAAAUCAGACGUGGCGAUCAACAUGGGGAAAACCAGAGCAGCAUACUCUGCAGAUCAAAUCAGCAAUGAUGUUUCAACAGCUUUCAGCAGAUUCCUCUUGGGCUUCAUAG
This is a messenger RNA of Protomyces lactucae-debilis, 906 nucleotides long. RefSeq lists its product as uncharacterized. Gene Ontology annotation, molecular function: hydrolase activity, hydrolyzing O-glycosyl compounds. NCBI's taxonomy places the organism in Eukaryota, Fungi, Ascomycota, Taphrinomycetes, Taphrinales, Protomycetaceae. The coding region runs from base 1 to 906 and encodes 301 amino acids. The record is from RefSeq and is a predicted model, not a curated record. Gene Ontology annotation, biological process: carbohydrate metabolic process. The transcript is spliced from 2 exons.